Molecule: messenger RNA, 860 nt
Organism: Dendroctonus ponderosae (mountain pine beetle)
Lineage: Eukaryota; Metazoa; Arthropoda; Insecta; Coleoptera; Curculionidae
Product: mitochondrial import inner membrane translocase subunit Tim17-B
Exons: 4
Coding region: 299-793 (164 amino acids)
Biological process (GO): protein import into mitochondrial matrix
Cellular component (GO): TIM23 mitochondrial import inner membrane translocase complex; mitochondrial inner membrane
Molecular function (GO): transmembrane protein transporter activity
Source: RefSeq, a predicted model, not a curated record
UGGCAGCCGUCAUGCUUUCUUUUAAGCUUAACCUUAAAAUCUGCAGCGGUUGUGAUAGUUGGGGUAAAAAGUCACUUUUAUGUAAGAAAAUACGGAAAAUUAAAAAAUAAUUCAGUGAUAAAAAGUGUCUCUCCACAACCAACUUAGAGUUUCGGGGCAACGAUUUGUGAGAGCUCAAUUGGAGUAUUUUCGCUUUUAACCACAUAUACCUAUACAGAAGCUCGUUUUCUACCUCCGUUCAAAGGGUAGUUCAACCUAGAAAGUAACGUGCUUUUGAAGAUAUAAGAUAAAUUAAUACAUGGAAGAAUAUACAAGAGAACCGUGCCCCUGGAGAAUUGUAGAUGAUUGUGGCGGCGCCUUCACUAUGGGGCUGAUUGGCGGGGGAGUAUUCCAAAGUAUCAAAGGCUUUAGAAAUGCGCCCUCCGGUAUAAAUCGUCGCUUGCUCGGGUCCCUAGUCGCAAUAAAGCAAAGAUCGCCCAUAAUAGCAGGAAACUUUGCUGUUUGGGGAGGAAUGUUCUCAACAAUAGACUGCGCUCUCAUUCAUGCAAGGAAGAAGGAAGAUCCAUGGAAUUCUAUUAUCAGUGGAGCAGCUACUGGAGGAAUCUUGGCAGCAAGAAAUGGAUUACCGGCCAUGGCUGGCAGUGCAUUUAUCGGAGGCGUUUUGCUGGCUCUAAUUGAAGGCGUAGGAAUUCUAUUCACUAGAUUGAGCGCUGAACAGUUUCAGCCUCAAUUGCCACCGAUGGAGGAUCCUUCACAGUUGGGGCAGAAGCCGCCUCCUGACUACCAGUACUAAUAGUCUAAUACCUACCGAAUUUUCUUUAUAUAGUGUAUUAGCUUGUAAUAAAGAUUGUGAUAACAUA